Molecule: messenger RNA, 5149 nt
Organism: Menidia menidia (Atlantic silverside)
Lineage: Eukaryota; Metazoa; Chordata; Actinopteri; Atheriniformes; Atherinopsidae
Source: the annotation of a GenBank genome assembly
AGCCAUCGUCUGAUCUGUGGACACAGGGGCUAGUGAUGGAAAGUAGAGAGACUUUUGAGGCUUGUGAAACAAGAAGGGGAAUACUGUCAUGUGGUACAAAACUAUAACCAACGGUCAUUUAAGUGUCUGUGUUUUGUCUGAUAUAUAGAGAGUAAUUGAACUGUACUCAUUUUUGGACAUUUUCUGGUAUUAGCAUGGCUAUUACGAUGAGCUAGCUUGGAGAGCUGUUGACUUUUAUUGUUAAAAUUUAUCUAACGCACACGUUUACUUAUAUAAAUGAGCGCUAUAUAAUGCAUUAGGCAAGUCAGGAUAUAAUGUCUUAUUGCUAAAAACCGGGUAAUGUUAGCGGGAGUGAACAGUUCUUUGUCCAGCAUGAGCUCAUCAGCUGCGGACAGAGAGCUUGGGAUCCACUUGGAUAAUGUCAAGGAAGACCUUGGUGGUCCUUCCUGCACAGGAGAUUAUCACAAACAUGAAACUGCAAUAUGCUCAGGCAACAGUGAGGUAAAGAGCCGUGCUGUGGUCAAAUACUCAGCUGCCCCACCUCCAGCCUCCUACGCUCUGCUGCAGGAGAAGACUGACCUGAAGCUGCCACCUGCCAACUGGUUAAGAGAAAACCCCCAGCUGGGCAGCGCUGGCACUACUGUUUUAGGCUCCAGCAGCAAAAGCAAGCCUUUUUCCAGUUUUGGGAUAGCUUAUGAUUUCAUUGAUUGCAUCGGGGACGAUGUGGACGUAGUUUCAGACUCAGAGAACAUCAAGAAGCUUUUAAAAAUUCCCUACAGCAAGUCCCAUGUGAGCAUGGCUGUUCACCGUGUAGGGAGGACUUUGCUUUUGGACGAGCUGGACAUUCAGGAGCUAUUCAGGAGAUCUUCUCAAACAGGUGAUUGGACAUGGCUGAAAGAAUUUUACCAGCGUCUCAUAGAUCAGAAAUGGCAGAGGAAAAAGAAAAGCAAAGAGCACUGGUAUCAGAAGGCCAUCCUGUCAAAGUUCCUCUACUACAGCAUAAACGGUGAUGGGGCUGCAGAGCCUGUGUCAGACAACCUGAAUGACGGGAGUGAGGAGAGUGGAGCUGAGGAGUUCAGCUCUUCGUGGCCCACCGCUUUUACCAGCACUGCGUCUCAUGAAGAAGACUCUGAUGGCCCAAAGCAGGAAAGUGUGUCAGUGGACAGCGAGUUUGCUCUGGAUCAGGUGGCGUCGGUACCCAAGGAGCAAAACCUUCCUACUCUCUUUAAUGAAGGGGAGAACAGUCAGGGUUUAAAAAAUGAUUUUGUGCGAAAUAUCAUGUGGACAUUUGAGGAUAUCCACAUGCUGGUUGGGUCCAACAUGCCUAUUUUUGGAGGUGGCCGUUAUCCUGCUGUCAGCCUGAGACUCAGGGACGACAAUAAACCGAUCAACAUUCUGACUGGCAUCGACUACUGGCUUGACAAUCUCAUGUGCAACGUCCCAGAACUUGUCAUGUGUUUUCACGUCAAUGGCAUUGUCCAAAAAUAUGAAAUGAUAAAAACAGAGGACAUCCCUCAUCUAGAGAAUUCAACUUUUUCUACGAGAGUAGUGAAAGACAUUGCCCAAAAUAUCCUCUCCUUCCUAAAGUCCAAUUGCACCAAAGAGGGCCACACCUACUGGCUUUUCAAAGCUAGUGGCAGUGACAUUGUGAAGCUUUACGAUCUUACUACUCUUUGUGAAGAGGCUGAGGAAGAAAAAUGCCAGAAUCCAUUCACCCUUCCUGUGGCUGUGCUGCUAUAUAAAGUUGCCAGCAACUUGCUGCUGAAGACGAGGCAAAAUAGAAAGCACAAUGGCACCAUCAGAACUUUGCUCCUAAACUGUGUCAAGCUUCUUGACAAGGAGAGGCAUCCUCAGAUCAUUGCCUCAGCUCACUACAUGCUGUCAGAGCUGUUCCAGCUUGAUGAGCCGCCUGAAGAAGAUGGAGGGGAGUCGCUACGCGCCGGUGGCUCAGAAGACAGCUACAGUGAUGAAGACCGGGACGAGGAGGAUGAGGAGGAGGAUCUGACAGAGGACAGUGAUGAGAAUGGCUCCUACAGGAACUGCUGCAGGCCUCAGGAUGAUAGUAAAGCAGUAGCUGUGAUCCGCUCUGUUGGAGAGCUGUCUGUCCCCGAAAAAUACAAAUCGACUCACCAAAUAAGGCCAAGUUGUGCUUUUCCCGUUUCCCAAGACAAAGAGGAGAGGUGCAGACACGUCCUGAGCUAUGUACUGAAGGCAGGUUUUUGUGGAGUUAUGUUUCUAACUGAGGGGCUGAAGGCAGUGGAUGGCAGCAUCAAGAAGGAGAGUGAUCUCCCCGCUGCAGAUCCUAACACUCCCAUUCCCCUGAAAUAUGAGGACGGAGGCUCCGCUGCCGCAGAGAAAGGCAUCUCUCUUCUCAUUGAAAGAGACCUGAAUGUAACCUUUUCUGAUCCUUCCACAUCCAUGAACCCAGUGGGGCCUGUGCCGGGGGACCAGAAGCACCCGACCCGCUCGGGGAUGAUCCCUGGCUCCUGGCAGCACCGCAUGAAGCUGCAGCUGUUCCUCAAAGCUUCCAAGGCCUACUACGUCCUGUCAGAUGCAGCCACAAACCUGCUGAAGUACGGACGGGCGCUACGCUACAUCAAGCUGUCUCUGCAGUGCCACGACGCCUACUGCUCGGUGAGUGGAAUGCUGCACCCACAGGUGCUGCAGUUCCACAGCCAGUGCCUGUCUCUGUGUGGGGACAUCCAGCUGAUGUUGGCCCAGAAUGGCAACAACAGAGCAGCUUAUCUGGAAGAAUACAGCUACCAGACCAAAGAGGACCAGGAGAUCCUGCACAGUCUGCACAGAGAGAGCAGCUGCCAGGCGUUUAGUAUGGCCACAGACUUGGCCAUGGAUCCUGAGUACCAGCUGUUUGUCAGCAGUAAAUGCUACGAGGCCACUUAUGAGCUGCUUGUGUCUGAGGCCUUGAGAGACCACACCACAGAUCAGCUUUCUCCAGUUCUCAAAAGGCUUGGAAACAUCCGCAAUGAGAUGGGAGUCUUUUAUAUGAACCAGGCUGCAGCCAUGCAGACAGAGAAAGUGAAAAAGUCGGUGUCCACGGCAGAGCAGGAUCUGUGGAAAAAGAGUUUUGCCUUCUUUGAGAAAGGGAUGAAGGACUUUGAAGCCAUCGGGGACACCACCAACACGGCCUUACUGCUGUGCAACACAGGCAGGCUGAUGAGAAUCUGCGCUCAGGCCCACUGCAACGUUUCUGCCGACAAGAGCAGAGGGGAGUUCUCACCCGAGGAGGCUCUGUACUACAACAAGGCCAUAGACUAUUACUUGCGAGCUAUGAAGUCCCUCGGGAGCAGAGAGAGUCACCAGGCUGUAUGGGACAGCGUCAACUGGGAGUUGUCCACCACAUAUUUCACCCUGGCUACUCUUCUGCAGGACUACGCCCCUCUGUCCAGAAAGGCCCAGGAGCAGAUUGAGCGGGAGGUAACUGAGGCGAUGAUGAAGUCCCUCAAUUACUGCGAUCUGCAGACUGAGUCGGCCCGGCAGCCGCUUUACCAGUACCGAGCGGCCACCAUCCACCACCGCCUGGCCUCCAUGUACCACAGCUGUUACCGCAACCAGGUGGGAGAUGAACACCUGAGGAAGCAGCAUCGCAGCCUGGCAGAGCUCCACUACAGCAAGGCUGUCUCCCUGUUCCUCAGCCUCACAGACGCUCCCUGCGAGCUGCUCCGCACAUUGCUCGAGAGGGUGGCAUUCGCCGAGUUCACUAUGGCAGGUCAGAGCAGCAGCGCGGCUAAGCUGAAGAGCUUGACCGGAGCGUUGGAUGUUAUGACAGAAACUCGCCAUGCUUUCCGGCUCAUCUGCAGAGAGCUUUUGGAAGAGCAGGAAGAGUCAGUCGAUCUGCCUGCUGCUCAAUCAGCAGAGUCUCCUGAUGUGACCAGUGGCUCCACAUCUGGACUGGACCUCCAGGAAGUUAUUAAAUUGAUUAGCGUGUUCGAGCCAAGUUUUUCCUUCCUGCUGUUGCAAGUGAUCAAACUGAUAACGACAAUGAAACGGAAAACAAGCAACAAGGAUGAGGAGAUGCUAAAAAUCUACAAGAACGUGUACUCGAAGCUGCUGCGAGCGGAGAAAAAUGCACCUCUCCUCAGGCGCGUUGAGCUCUACAUCGAGCUGCUGCAGCAGCUGAGCCCAGAAGCAGGAAGUGAAGAAGCAGGAACACAUAAAGUCUAACAAAGGGGGAACCAGAUGCGUGUUGGGUCUAGACUUUGCUCUCUGAACUCUCUGAAAAGACAAGAACGUACAAUGACCGAUACUAGCACGCCCAAACUCAAGCUUUUCAGGCUCAUUCACCUUCAGCGCCUUUGAAAUUCACUCAGCUUUUUCUUCCCAGGGUUUGAACUGUACAUUUUGUGAAAAUUUCAGGAAAUGUUUAAUUUUCUAGGUCAAACAGUAAUGACUCACAUAAAUAUCCUGUAUGAAAGUUGUUUUUUUUAUCAUACCAAUUAAGGGUUUUGUCAUUUCUCUUCAAACAAAAACAGACUGUGAGAAACCUUUGAAAGUUUGUAUUAUCACUUGUAAUUUCUGUACAUAGGGGUGUAAAUGGAGGUACAGAAUUUGGCACAAGCCGUGGUUCGAUACAUGGUUGGAGUUUCUGAUGCUCAGUAAAACUGUGAUUGAAAUAUGAUGAAGUGUGACCGAGAUUAGAUUCGUCAAUUGCUUCGUGUGUGCAAUAUUUAAGCAGAAUCACAACGCUGUACGUGUAAAUGUGAAUUCAUAUCAGCUGGUUUGCUGUGGGAAAUUAAAAGAUUUGGAGAUUUCAUACACAGCAGCACAUCUUCAUGGAACUGCAUGUUUCUGUUUUAAGGUGUGUCUUUGCUAAUUAAACCCUUUUGGUGAACUCCUGAAUGCAUGAAUGUUAACGCCACAUUUUAGCCUGUGGACUUGUGGCGUGUUUACUCUGACAGUGGUCCCAUUUGCCAGCUGGUGGCGCUCAAGAGUCAUCUGUGGUGCCAGCGAACUGGGUCAACCCACAGUUAAUGAAGUGGGCCCGCAGCAGUUCGAGGUGAAGGCUCCAUCCAGACGCACAUGAAUGAUUAAUCAGACUUCUGCUCCGUGGGGAACCAAUUGUUGGACAGAUAGACUACAACACACUUGAGAAGAUCCAAUCGAAACUGAUUAAAUUGCAAGUCUGAGAGAG